Messenger RNA from Eriocheir sinensis (Chinese mitten crab), 5278 nucleotides. RefSeq lists its product as uncharacterized. Gene Ontology annotation, biological process: meiotic sister chromatid cohesion, centromeric; mitotic spindle assembly checkpoint signaling; protein phosphorylation. The transcript has 26 exons. Gene Ontology annotation, molecular function: protein kinase activity; ATP binding. Bases 175 to 4212 code for a protein of 1345 amino acids. NCBI's taxonomy places the organism in Eukaryota, Metazoa, Arthropoda, Malacostraca, Decapoda, Varunidae. The record is from RefSeq and is a predicted model, not a curated record.
GGCCUGGUAACACUGGCGGGUUGGCAGCAGUGCAAGCCGCCGCUGCGCAUGCGCCAUCUUGGCACGAAAGUUUAAAUCGCGGUGUUGUUGUGGUCGUCGUGGUGGUGCUGAUCGAGGUGGUUGUGGCUGGCCACGCAGUGAUCAAAGGUUCCAUGAUAGAAAGAGUGAACAGUCAUGGAGCAAAGUGACAAAGAGUCAAGUCAGUGGGAGCAGAGUAAGGAGAACAUUCAGCCACUGAAACAAGGCAGAAGUGCCACAGUGUUGUCUGUGGUGCUUAGUGAUAAUGCUGCACAGAAACUGAACAUCAUCAGGCAUGAGUUUGAGGAGAAACUGCGCACAUACUCUGGAGAUGAUCCUCUGGAGGUCUGGUAUGAGUAUGUCCUUUGGGUUGAACAGAAUUAUCCCAAAGGAGGCAAGGAGGGGAAGCUGACCAAGUUGAUUGAAAAGUGUUUGAUUGCCAUGUAUUCCAGUGAAGAUCUUAGGGAGAAGUAUGUGAAUGACCAACGGUUUCUGGACAUAUGGAUAAAAUAUGCCAACUUGUCUCCAAAUCCACUUGAGAUAUACCAGACUAUGGAGGCAAAGGGUCUGUGUUUAUCUCUGGCUGAUUUUUACAUCAGUUGGGCUUGGGAAAUGGAAAAGGCUGGCAAUUUCAUGAAAACUGAAGCAAUUUUUGAGAAAGGUUUCCAAGUUGGAGCAAAACCUCUCUCCAGCCUUCACGAGUCACACAAGAAGUUCCAAAUUAGAAUUGCUCGAUCUACUAUAGAGGGUACAUUAAUGGACCAAGAGGUUAACAACGCAGAGCAAGAACGUGUGGCACUUGGUACCCUGAAGUCCCAGGGUCAAAGUAUCCCAGUUAACAGGAGUGGACCAACAUUGAUUGGUCCAGCUGGUCGUUUUCAUCAGGAUUUUGCUUCAAAAGAAAACAGUGGUCCAGCAUUUUCUAUACUGAAAGAUACAUCUUCAAAAGGAGUUAUAUCCAGUGCUCCUUCCGAGGAAAAACAGAGAGGUGCACUGGGGAUUGGUCAUUCAAGCAACCGAGAGAACACUAGAAAACCCAGCCAUUGGACCAAAGCCAAAGUUCACCUGAAAACAAAAGACAUUGUUCCUGUAGAGGAUAUUGACAAGUAUCAGAUACCAAAAUUCUCAGUUCAUGAAGAUGAAAAUGCAUCUCAGAAGGGGAGAAGUCAAGUUAGAGUUUCCCAUGCAAGCAAUGUACUAUCUGUGCACAAGGAAGAAUAUGACAGCUGGGAUGUUCAGCUCUUUAUUCCUGAACCAUUUGACCCUAAAGUUCAGCCACAGUAUUGUAAGCACAAGGUAUAUUGUGGAACAGAAGAAUUCAGUUUUGAGGAGCUGAGAGCUGCACAGUUUGCAAAAAAAGAGAGAGAAAAGAAAGAGAAAGAAGAUGAGCUUCAGCAAAUGAGAGAGAUGCUGAAGAAGCAGGAAGAGUUGAUUCAAAAACUGUUACAUGAUAAAGUCGAAGAAAAGCAACUUCAUGCACCCAGGGAUGAGGCACCACCAAAGCUACAGAUAGCAUCUCAAAAGAAAGAAUUAAAGUCUGGCAGUGUCAUAUACCAGGAUAGCUGGCUUUCCAUCAACAAAUCUGUCAAUGCAUCUACCAGUGUAUUGCAUCUUCUUGAUGAAAAUGAGCAACCACCAAACAUUGGGUGCAGCAGAGAGUCAUCCGUCAGCAGCAGCAAAUCCCCAGCUAUCACUCUUGGUUCUGGCUCUCAAGAUGGUGGCAACCUUAGCACAAGUGGAAAUUCUAGAGGUUUGAGCCUCAUUGACCCCACUGGGGAUGCUACAAAUAUCAUGAUUGAUAUAUUUUCUGCUAGUCUCUCACAGUCAGCAUCCCAGCCAAUGACAGAUAGAGUUGGAAUCUCAGAAGGAACAUCAAAUGGGGCUCCAACAUUUCCCAUUCAUGAGGAUGGCAAUGAAAAACAACAACUUGUUGGAGGAAACAGUGCCACUCCCUUCCCAAUUUUUAGUGAUCCUGCAAGUCCAAAGAAGAAAAUGGAAACCCGUGGAAUACCACAGCCAACUAGAGUACUUAAGGAAAAGGCAGUAACAGAAGCAGCAGCAGCUGAAGCAGAACCAACACCAACAACAGCAAGACCUGAAAUAAUUGUAUCUACAGUGGAUGACAUUGAAAAGUACCCUGAGAAUCAAGAUGAAAACUGCCCCCCUUCAGGCCUGGUUCAGCAGCCCUGUGAAACCCGUCACAUUUCAGGAAUCCUUGUGCCUGCAAAAGAUAUUCCGAUUCCAAAAGAUCAUGAGAAUCAUGAAAUUAGCAAAGCAACAAAUGAGAUUAAUUGGAAUGACAAUGACAAUGAAGACCUGGAUGAUUUUGUGCCUCUAGAUGGUAGGCAUCUAGAAGAUUUUACCAUCAAGAUGCCCAACAAUAUUGAAACUUUCGCACACAUGGCCAAAGUAGCGUCCACACCAGUCCCUUGGGCCAUGGAACCUGUAGCAAAGUCACCAUCCACUAAGGAUAAUUAUUCCAUAGCCACUGGAACAUCAAAUAAUCACUAUCCACUAAUAGAAGAUGAAGAAAAAAGCAGUGAGUCACCAAAGAAAAAUGGCAAUAAUGUAGAAUUAAUGCCGCCUCCAUCAACCACAAAGGCUCAUUCUGCAUCCCUCAGUUCUGCCACUUCACAGUAUCUUCAUGAACCAGAAGCUGCUCUUUCUCCUAUAAUGGAAGCAUCACGAGAAUUCAGAUCAUCUUCAAGCAGCUCUGGGUGCUGUACUACUCCUCGUGGCCACUCGGUGCAUGGCAUCAGCCAACCUGGUAACUUCUCCUUAAGUAGUACUGCUCACAUGUCACGCAUUCGUCACCACUCACAUCCUGACCCAGAGUUUGUUGCUGAACCCCUGCCACCUAUUCAGCCUGGAGACUUUACCAAAUCUGGCUACUUAGCUGAUAGAUCAAGAGGGGAGAGCUUGGCAGAUUCUUUGCCAUAUACCUCUGGAGCUGCACAACCCCUGUCCAAAGGUCAUGCAGGACAAUUCAGUGGUUUAGCAGCUGAGAUGGUUUGGGAUCUCAAGGAUAUGAUUUUACCACCCGAAGAUGCUGAAGACAAGAAAAUUGAAUUAUCUCAUGUACAGGAAAAAAAGUGUGAGUUUCCCAAGAAUAUCAACCCCUUUGAUGAGAACAUUAUAGAGAAAAUUCUCUCAAAUUUGGAAUUGCCUCUUAAAAAGCGUGGUGGAUAUGUGGCAGUCACAGGAAGCAUGCCCUGCUUGAAGGCCAAGCUGCAGGUCACUCUGGGAAAGGAGAUAUUCCAUAUUUAUAAAGUGUGUGGUGAGGGGGCAUAUGCAAAAGCCUACAGAGCAAUUACUAUGGAUCCACUUAAUGUGACACUGAUGUCCCAUGACACUGAAGAGGAUAAUGAACAGCAGGUCAUUCUGAAAGUACAGAAACCAGCAUGCCCCUGGGAAUUUUAUAUUUGCCAUGAAUUGAGACAACGCCUGAAAGCAUCUCGGUGUUCCCAAAUCUUCUUGGAUGCCGUAAUGAAAGUUGACAGAGGUUAUUUCUUCUCCAAUGGAUCAGUUCUUGCCAAUCAAUACCAUAAAUAUGGCACUCUCUUAGAUGCUAUCAAUAGAUACCGUGGAGUUGGCCAAACCUUUCCUGAGGAUAUUGCCAUGUAUUUCAUGGUAGAGAUACUGUCGAUUUUGGAAGCAGUACACAGUUGCAACAUCAUCCAUGCUGAUAUCAAACCAGAUAAUUUCCUUGUCCAAGCCAUCAAUAUAGAAUGUGACACCACCUCUAUAUUUUCAAGGGGCCCUGUGUAUCUGAAACUGAUUGAUUUUGGUCGCAGCAUUGACAUGAAUGCUUUUCCAGAAGGAACAAAAUUUACUGAAGUUGUUACAACUGAGAAGUUCACAUGCUGCGAAAUGAUGGAACAGCGACCGUGGACUUUUCAGAUUGACUACUUUGGAGCAGCAGCCAUUGCUCACCUUUUCCUCUUUGGCUCAUAUAUGGACGUGAAGAAAACAACUGCUGGCCAGUGGAGCAUUAAAGGAGCCUUUAAGAGGUACUGGAAAAAGGAUCUCUGGGAGAUGCUUUUCUCAACCCUAUUGAAUGUUCCUUCAUGCUCAUCUCUUCUUAAUCUUAGUCAUCUAAAACAAGAAAUCAUCACAACAUUUCAUAAGUCAGGGAUGCAUAAGGAUAUAAAUGGAAAGUUACAGGAAUUUUCUACACAGAUUACACAACUGUAGAAAUAAUUGUCAAAAUAACACUAACUUCCAUUGAUAUAUAUUAUAUACAUUGUAUUGCAGAUUAAGUGUUCAACUUUCACUUCCAAACUAAUUUCAAGUUUCAUAAAGUGUCAACCGAAUUCAAAGGAACCAGAAAUAUUUUACUUGUGAUGAAGACUGAGUUCAGCUGUAGAUUUGUGUUCAUCAGUUUCUUUUGGUGUUAUUUUGAUCAUAAACAUUAACCAUGAACUUCAUUAGCUCAGUGACUGGCAUAGGCAUAGUCAUUGUCAAACAAAAAAAUGUAAAAUAAUUAGUUUUAUAAACAGCAAGCAUGGCAACCAGACAUUUUAACUUACAUCACAUUUUUAGUACUUUUAAGAAUCCUGCCUCAACACUACCAUGAAAAAAAAAAAAAAAUAGUGCAAGUCAGGAUAUUUUUAUUUUUAUUUUUUUAUUUUUUAUUUUUAUUUUUUUUAGACAGCGAGUAUUUAAUGAUUUUGGAGUACAUUUGCUUAGCGUUUUAAUGUAGUUUUUUUUACAUCAAAUAAAUGUGUUUUUAUUUGUUUUGUUUUUUGUAUAAUUACAAUAAUGUAAUAAAAUUCCUGUAAUAUAAAUACAAUGACAAAACCACUUUUAUAAAUGGAAUGCAGCAUACACAGUAGUAAUAAUUAAUAGUUAUAAUAUCUUAAAAAUGCCUUAUGUUAAGAAGCUUGCUAAACUGAACUUUUGAUAGAGCAAAUGAGGAAGCAGCUUUUAAUAUAAUUUGUUGAAGAAAUAAUUUUAUUGUAAUGUAAAAUUAAUGUUAACUGCAAAAUCUUAUGAAAUUCUAACUUCCAGUUGUAAAGACAGUGAAGCACCUGUUUGAUAUUUAGAUAUCACAAAAAUACAGCACAGCAUUGGUCUCCCUUCAAUAAAUGAAAUACCCAUUUUCUAGUUGUAUUUGCAAGGACCGACUGGAAAAGCAGUAUAUUCAGUAUUACAAAAAUGCAGCACGAAGUAUCAGUUCAAACCAUACCCAUCCUCAUUCUUCUACCAGAAAUAUUAGCACUUACAACAUUGUCAAAUAAAGAAGUGUUGGCAGAUUUUA